AUGUGCAUUACUGCAGUUGCUCUCAAUUCUCAUCCUAAUUACCCAUUUGUACUAAUUUUCAACAGAGAUGAGGCAUUUGAGAGGCCUACUUCAGAGCUAGCAGAAUGGUCAGACGAAUGAGAAGGGAUAGUUGCAGGAAGAGAUUUAAUGGGAGGUGGGACCUGAUUAGGCAUCAAUCGGGACGGUAAAUUUGUGGCACUAACUAAUUUUACUGACGAGGACCUUGAAGUCCUCCAACAACAGCAAGCUAAUCCUAGUGCCUCUUUAUGGUCUGGAAACAUGCACGAUUAUUUAACUCGAGGAAUGAUCCCUUUACGACUUUUAAGAAAAAAUGUAAAUAUCUAUAAUGAGCUCCAAGAUAUAUGGACUGAUAGAUCUCGCUAUAAAAGCUUUAAUUUGUUAGCUGGGGAUAUAAAAAACAAUGAAGUUUACUAUUUAAGUGUAAAUCAAGCUGAAAAUGCGUUUUCAGGAUUAAGAAGGCUUGAUGAAGGAGUUCACUGUAUGUCGAAUACUGAUAUUUCAAAUGAAUGGGACAAGACCAAAAGAUUGAAGGCUGAUUUAGAAAAUUUUUUGAAAAAUAAUGAUAGGUUUUCCACGAUAGAUUUGGUACCUUUGCUAAGGACUGAAAUUAAACAGGAUGAGCCACCUGAAAAUGAAGCUUCGAUUUUUAUUAAGCCUUAUCCAGGAGAAAUGUUUGGGACUCCUGCAACAAGAGGAACUGUCUCUUCUACUAUUAUAACUCUAGAUAGUUCCCAGGAAAUUGCGAUUCUUGAAAGGACUUGGAAUAGAGAUCAGAUAUCUUAUAGCGACACAAAUAAAUCUUUUAUAUUAACAAAUCAUAAUUAA
Molecule: messenger RNA, 846 nt
Organism: Blepharisma stoltei
Lineage: Eukaryota; Ciliophora; Heterotrichea; Heterotrichida; Blepharismidae
Source: the annotation of a GenBank genome assembly